Messenger RNA from Arachis duranensis, 1962 nucleotides. Its product is annotated as heparanase-like protein 3. NCBI's taxonomy places the organism in Eukaryota, Viridiplantae, Streptophyta, Magnoliopsida, Fabales, Fabaceae. Gene Ontology annotation, molecular function: beta-glucuronidase activity. The coding region runs from base 74 to 1678 and encodes 534 amino acids. The transcript is spliced from 9 exons. The record is from RefSeq and is a predicted model, not a curated record. Gene Ontology annotation, cellular component: membrane; plant-type cell wall.
UCUCUAUUAUACUACUAUUACUAUAUAAGCUUGUGACUCUUAUGCAGUGAAGCCGGCCUCAGCCACAACCUCCAUGGGUUCUUGGAUUGUUCAGCUUCUUAUGCUAUUGCGCUUAUUGAGCUUUGUGAACUCACAGGUUGAAACUGGUGGGGAUUCACAUUUAAAAGGGAUUGUUGCCAUUAAUGCGAAAUCGGUAAUUGGAACCAUUGAUGAUGAUUUUGUGUGUGCAACUCUUGAUUGGUGGCCCCCUCAGAAAUGUGACUAUGGUAGAUGCAGUUGGGGCCUUGCAUCUCUUCUCAAUCUGGACCUCAACAAUCAGCUCCUCUUAAAUGCAGUGAAAGAGUUUUCGCCGUUGAAACUUAGAUUGGGUGGCAGUUUGCAAGAUAAGGUCAUAUAUGGGACUGAAGACUAUAACAAACCUUGUACUCCUUUUGUUAAGAAUGAGUCCGAGAUGUUUGGUUUCACUGAAGGGUGCCUCCCAAUGGCUAGAUGGGAUGAGCUUAAUAUCUUUUUCAAAAAAGCAGGGGCUAAGAUCGUCUUUGGAUUAAAUGCUCUUAAUGGGAAAACAAUAAAAUCUGGUAAAGCAGUUGGACCUUGGAACUACACGAAUGCCGAAUCCUUUAUUCAUUACACCGUUGGAAUGAAUUACAUAAUUCAUGGAUGGGAGCUUGGCAAUGAAUUGAGUGGGAGUGGAGUUGGAACGAAAAUUGAUGCUGGGCAAUAUGCUUCUGAUUUAGUUUCUCUACGAAACAUAGUAGAUAAUGCAUAUAAUGAUGCCAAGCCUGAGCCACUAGUGAUCGCUCCUGGAGGUUUCUUUGAUGCAACUUGGUUCAAAGAAUUUAUAAGCAAAGCGGGAAAAUCCUUGGAUGUGGUUACCCACCACAUCUAUAACCUUGGGCCAGGUGUUGACGAGCACCUUGUGGAGAAAAUUCUCAAUCCUUCCUUUCUUGAUGGAGAAGCAAGCACAUUCAAAGCCCUCCAAAAUUUAAUUCAAAGUUCAGGAACCUCAGCAACAGCAUGGGUUGGUGAGUCCGGAGGGGCUUACAACAGUGGCCAUCAUCUUGUGUCAGAUGCAUUUGUCUACAGCUUUUGGUAUUUGGAUCAGCUUGGCAUGUCAGCUACUUAUGAUACUAAAACAUAUUGCAGACAGAGUUUGAUAGGAGGAAAUUACGGUUUACUCAAUACUACAAAUUUCCAGCCAAAUCCAGACUACNGCAGUGCUCUUCUUUGGCACCGACUCAUGGGAAGACAUGUACUGUCAACAACUUUCUCUGGAACAAACAAAAUAAGAGCAUAUGCCCACUGUGCAAAGCAAUCCGGAGGGAUCACAGUACUGUUGAUCAAUCUGGACAACAGCACAACCGUAGUGGCCGAAGUGUCAUUGAGUAACGCCAAUAUUUUUAGGCACAGAAAGAUGUCUAUUAAUUCAGAACUUAUGGCAAUACCUCUGCAAAGUGCGAAUGAAAAAUCAAGAGAAGAAUACCAUCUAACUCCACAGGAUAGGAACAUACAUAGCCAAGUCAUGGUUCUAAAUGGGAAGACUCUAACGGUAAACACGGAUAAUGAGAUCCCCACUUUGGAGCCUCUGUAUGUGAACCCAUCAGAGCCUAUAACGGUUGCCCCUUUCUCUAUUGUUUUUGCUCAUAUACCUGAUGCCAAUAUCGCAUCUUGCAGCUAGUUAGAUGGCACUGAAAACGAUAAAGAAAAGGUGCAAAAUUGUUUCAACAGUUGAUUUAGUAAAUGACGUGGGAGGUAUAUUGUUUUUCAAUUUCUUGGUGAAAAAUAAAGGCCAAUUUUUUAACUUUCAGCACAAGGCUUUUUAUGUUAUUGUUUGCUGAGGCACCAAGUUCAUUUGUUCAUUAUUGUAAGAUGACAAUUUGAAUACUGAAUCAUUGAAGAAGAAAAAACCAACUUGUAUAAAUUUAAUGUCAUUGUAGUAGUAGUAUGUGCAUUUAUCCAUUA